Molecule: messenger RNA, 1149 nt
Organism: Purpureocillium lilacinum
Lineage: Eukaryota; Fungi; Ascomycota; Sordariomycetes; Hypocreales; Ophiocordycipitaceae
Product: chitin synthase, class 5
Biological process (GO): Golgi to plasma membrane transport; conjugation with cellular fusion
Cellular component (GO): trans-Golgi network; exomer complex
Molecular function (GO): protein dimerization activity
Source: RefSeq, a predicted model, not a curated record
AUGCUCGUUUCCCUCACCGUCGGCAAGGUCGACGCCGGCGUCACGGUGCUCUUGACGCCGGACAAGCGCCUGAUCGAAUUCCCGUCCAUCCUCCUCCCGCCCAACAUCUCUUCCGGCAGCAUCGUCGACAUCAACGUCUCCCAGAACAGCAGCAAAGAGACCGCCGAGGAGCAAAAGUUCCGCGCCCUGCAAGACCGCAUCUUCAACUCCUUCGGCGCCUCUGAGCCGGCGACCCCUGUCCUGCGUUGCCGCAAUGCCACGCAAACCUCCGUCGUCCUCGAGUGGGACCCCAUCGAGCUUGCUACGGCCGACUUAAUAUCUCUGAGCCUGUACCGCAAUGGGCAGAAGGCUGGGAAUAUCCCCCGCCCGUUGCAGAUGCACAGCACCAAGAUCAGUGGUCUUGCCGUCGACACAGAAUACACGUUCCACCUCGUGCUGCGGACGAGCGCUGGCACGCGCCUCAGCGAGAAGGUGACGGUGAGGACGCACAAGAUGACGGACCUGAGCGGCAUUACGAUCACGACAGGAAUCCUGCCUGGCGCCAUCAAGGAGAACCUGACCGAGGCUGUCGAGCGCAUCGGCGCCAAGAUCGUCGACGGCGUGCGCAUCGACACCACCCAUUUUGUCACCACAGAAGGCCGGGGAACGGCAUGGGAAAAGGCCGUCGAGAACAACAUCCCCGUCGUUCGCCCCGAGUGGGUCGACGCAUGCGAAAAGAAUGGCCGUAUCCUGGGCGUGACCAAGUUCUACCUUGACGCCAUGAGACCCGGUCCGCCAAGCGAUGAGCAGGUGGCACCGCCGGUGCCGCCUAAAGAGGAGGCUCCGCGCGAGACCCCCGCGGCGCAGGGCUCGAAGCCGGAGGAAGAGGACAAAGAUGAAAAGGGCGACGAGGCGCAGCCGAGCGACGAGGAGCCAACGGAGCCCGAACAGAAAGCCAAGAGCCCCCUGCCUGAUGAGCAGAAGAUGCGCCUUGAAGAUAUGGAGGAGCAGAAGGUGGCUCUCCGCCCGAAAGAGGAAGAACCUUCAAAGGACGACGAGACCAAUGGCGAGGAGGGUGAGGAUGAGGAUGACAAGGACGAAGACGGUGAGACGAACGGCAAGCCAUCAGGAACGCCGGAUGGAGCCUCGUUUCAGGAGGUCGAGUUGUAG